Molecule: messenger RNA, 1542 nt
Organism: Rangifer tarandus platyrhynchus (Svalbard reindeer)
Lineage: Eukaryota; Metazoa; Chordata; Mammalia; Artiodactyla; Cervidae
Source: the annotation of a GenBank genome assembly
AUGCUGCCAUGUGGACAACCGCAGAGAUGUUGUGACAAAUGGAUGAAGCCAGACGGAGCCAGGCUCAGCAAACGCCCGUCCCUCGGGGAAGCCCCGGGGCUGGCGGUCAGCUCCCGGAGGGCAUGGUGCCAUGCAGUGAAGACAGGUGGGUACAGAGUGACCGUGACCGUGCCCGUGCCCCCCCCCACCACCUCGGCUCCUCACCUGUUAGAAAAGUACCCUGAGAGUCAUGUGCCCCGCGGGCAGUCACUGCGUUGUCAGAGCUGCGCGGAGCCGCAGUUGGGGAAAUGGGCAGAUUGCAGCACCGGCAGCGGUGGGAACAAGCGCCGGACCCCAGAGCCGGCCCUGCUGCGGAAGAAGGUUAGCCUCGAGCCCCACCGCGCGCCCCCCGAAGGCCCGCCCCUCCGUCCCGGCACCCAGCCCCCACCCCAGCCCCCAGGCCCCUUUAACGGUGCGGCGGAAGGGGCGGCCGGGGGCGGGGGCGGUGCCCAAUGCGCCGAACUGAGCGUCACUUCCCGGCGGCCGGAGGCAGCGGCGAGUGUCGGAGGCGGGGGGCGGCCGGUGGGGGCGGGGCGGCCGGAGGCGGUGUUGGCAGCCGGCUGGGACCCACGCGGCGCCGCGGCCCACCUGGCCUGCAGCGCUCCCAUCCCUGGCGGCGGCGGCGGCACGAUGCCCUUUGACUUCAGGAGGUUUGACAUCUAUAGGAAGGUGCCCAAGGACCUCACACAGCCGACGUACACCGGGGCCAUCAUCUCCAUCUGCUGCUGCCUCUUCAUCCUCUUCCUCUUCCUCUCGGAGCUCACCGGAUUCAUAACCACAGAAAUCGUGAACGAGCUGUACGUCGAUGACCCGGACAAGGACAGCGGGGGCAAGAUUGACGUCAGCCUGAACAUCAGUCUCCCCAACUUGCACUGCGAAUUGGUCGGGCUCGACAUCCAGGAUGAGAUGGGCAGGCAUGAAGUGGGGCACAUCGACAACUCGAUGAAGAUCCCGCUGAACAACGGGGUGGGCUGCCGCUUCGAGGGGCAGUUCAGCAUCAACAAGGUCCCGGGCAACUUCCACGUGUCCACACACAGUGCCACCGCCCAGCCGCAGAACCCGGACAUGACCCACGUCAUCCACAAGCUCUCCUUCGGGGACACGCUGCAGGUCCACAACGUCCAUGGCGCUUUCAACGCUCUCGGGGGAGCAGACAGACUCGCCUCCAACCCCCUCGCCUCCCACGACUACAUCUUGAAGAUCGUGCCCACAGUUUACGAAGACAAGAGUGGCAAGCAGCAGUACUCCUACCAGUACACGGUGGCCAACAAGGAGUACGUCGCCUACAGCCACACGGGCCGCAUCAUCCCGGCCAUCUGGUUCCGCUACGACCUCAGCCCCAUCACGGUCAAGUACACGGAGAGACGGCAGCCUCUGUACCGGUUCAUCACCACGAUCUGUGCCAUCAUUGGCGGGACCUUCACUGUGGCUGGCAUUCUGGACUCGUGUAUCUUCACAGCCUCGGAAGCCUGGAAGAAGAUCCAGCUGGGCAAGAUGCAUUGA